CUCUCACACCCUGAGGUCUUCUAAUUUUCCAAGCUGCAGCAGGGAAUCACUAAACGAAUGUUUUACCUAAGUUUUACUUACACUAUAACCUAAAUUACCUCGACUUUGAUUUUGAAUGUCUUCACCUCCGUGAUGGAGGUAAUGUCUAUUUAAUAGCUGUCCACGUCCUUGCGACUACCCGGGGCACCUGUCAGGAAACAGGAGGGGUUUUCUGGUGUCAUCAGGCCCGUCCCUUGCUGGUUCCAAGAAUAUUUUUCUAGCCGUGCACCGCCUGGAAUGCAGUUUGAUCCCGUGUCGGAACGGGACGAGCCGGGGGAGGCGGUCGGGCCCGCUGGCUCCGUGGCGCAGGGCGCCUUUAAUUGGAGCUCGGCCCCUGCGUGCGCGGCGGGCGGGCGGAGCCGCGGCCGCACAGCCGGGCCCGGGCCGGGCAUGGCGGAGAGGCGGCAGCGGGCCCGGGUGCAGGGCGGCUGGGCCGGCGCCCCGGCGGGGCGGCCCGCAGCACCUAAGGCACCUGUGGCCAGCAGCCUUGCCCUUGCAGGUGCGAGACCAGCAUGGAGACAGAAAGAUCAGCCUCAUGCUCAAAAGCAGUUUGUCUUUGAAAAGCCAUCACAGGUGGAGCGCAGAGUUCCUGAGGCAGGUGUGAUAGACAAGCCAGGUGUGUAUGAGCUCAGCAAGGGACCAACUGGCAUUUCUAGGAUUCAUUUGAUUCCUGGCUUUAUUGACUCAGAACAAGCAGACUGGAUGUUUGAGCAACUCCUCCAAGACAUACCCUGGGGUCGGCGAACCCACAUCAGACAUGAAGUAUCAUUUGAGGAACCACGGCUUACAUCCUGGUAUGGGGAACUUCCUUACACAUACUCCAGGAUAACAAUGCAGCCAAAUCCAAAUUGGCAUCCUCUGCUGAGCAUGCUGAAGGAGCGCAUUGAGGAGUUCACUGGCUACACCUUCAACUCUCUUCUCUGCAACCUCUACCGACACGAGAAGGACAGCGUGGACUGGCACAGUGACGACGAGCCAUCGCUGGGGAAAAAUCCUGUCAUUGCCUCGCUCAGCUUUGGUGCUACUCGGACCUUCGAGAUGAGGAAGAAACCUUCCCCUGAAGAGCAUGGAGACUAUACUUACGUAGAAAGGAUUAGAAUCCCACUUGAUCACGGGAGUCUGUUGGUGAUGGAGGGAGCCACGCAGGAGGAUUGGCAGCAUCGAGUGCCUAAGGAGUAUCAUUCUAGAGAUGAACGAAUAAACUUGACAUUUAGGAUCAUUUAUCCAGAACCUGAUGGAGUUUGGAAGUGAAGAGCCACUUUGGACAUUGUUGGAUGUACACCCACAGCAGAUCUAGAUCCUUAGAUUGCUACAGAUUUAAAGGAAACCUUACAGAAACAGAGUUCCUUGAAGUCAUGGGGAAAAGAGUUGAUAUUAUGAAGAUGUUUGGCAAUCAGAAGCUGCCUGUGUUAUGUGGACAGAAAUUAUAUGUUAUUAGGUUAUACUGAAUCACAGGGUUUAAGUUGUGAGCAGUGGUUAUUCUUAAAAGAGCACAAAGCAUGUGAAAGAUGUGAGAGGUCCCAAGUGGAGCAGACAGAUUCAGUGAGCACAUAGUUUGCACCUUGUCUUGUCUCUCCUUUACUCCCAAGUUGUGAUCUCUGUUGGAAGUAAUGACAAGAUGGGAUUCUGUGAUGUAAAGCCACCUCUGUGUGUCUGUACAGAAAUGAGAAAGCUGUACUUGGGUGUGAUCUCUGGGUAUUACUCAUUUCACCAAAGGGUGGUGCCCUGCUUUUUAUCUCUAGGUUGCAGAGUCCUUUCCAGUUAAGCAGUCAGUUUAAUAACUUAAAUAACUGCUUGAAUUAUACUGGUGUCUAGUGGAACAGAGGGUCAAGGCUCUCUUCUGCCAUGCAUUCUGUGGUCAGACUUUAUCCUAAUUGUUUAUCCUUGUAGACAGGACAAGGCAAAGGCAAGCAGCAGAGACAUGUGAUGACCCUGCUUCUGGGUCAGUGCAUGUUGCAUUAAAAAAUACCACUCUUGAGCCUCUCCUGUCUCUCUUGAGCCUCUGCUGCCACAGAUCAGCAGUCAGCACCACAGACCAGAUUCCAGGCUGACUUGCUGGAAUCCUUCAGGCUUGCCUGUUGCGACUCACUUGCUGCUGGGCUCAUGACUGCAGUCUGGAUGUUCAGUCAGGAGUGCUGCCUGUGUGACUAAGUUCUUACUGCAGCUAAAUAUCAUCACUGUACAGGAUCAAAUCAUAGGUUUGGUCCAUCUUCACUGCCUGCCUGCAGUAGGAUCUAAGCACAGGUAAAUACUCUAUGCCUUGUAACAUGUUAGCUUUGUUAAGCAAGCUGAUGUCCAUCUUCUCUGUAAGAAUAAAUUGGUGUUGGGAAA
This is a messenger RNA of Onychostruthus taczanowskii (white-rumped snowfinch), 2370 nucleotides long. It is a transcript of the gene ALKBH3, whose product is annotated as alkB homolog 3, alpha-ketoglutarate dependent dioxygenase. The transcript has 9 exons. Gene Ontology annotation, biological process: DNA repair; DNA alkylation repair. NCBI's taxonomy places the organism in Eukaryota, Metazoa, Chordata, Aves, Passeriformes, Passeridae. Gene Ontology annotation, cellular component: nucleus. Gene Ontology annotation, molecular function: dioxygenase activity. Bases 277 to 1290 code for a protein of 337 amino acids. The record is from RefSeq and is a predicted model, not a curated record.